Molecule: messenger RNA, 1114 nt
Organism: Fimicolochytrium jonesii
Lineage: Eukaryota; Fungi; Chytridiomycota; Chytridiomycetes; Spizellomycetales; Powellomycetaceae
Exons: 4
Coding region: 1-996 (331 amino acids)
Source: RefSeq, a predicted model, not a curated record
AUGCCUAGUCACCGCGGCUUGAAAGUGCACGUUCAGGUGGACAACCAGAACCUCAAGGAAUACAAGACGACUGUCUCGGACGAUGGCAAACUGUCACUUUAUCUGUGCACUGCAUCUUUGGAUGGGGUCCCCUCGACCAAAUCGGUCAUCGCGCCGCCCGGUUGGAAGGAGAAAGGUGUUCGCAGCGGGACAAAGCUAUACCCGUUCCGUUUCGGCAAAUUGGACCCAGAAGCCGCUGAAGAAAAUGAUGGCCCACCACCGCAGUUGAACUCGAAAUUGCAGGAGCUGAGUACCAUCAAAGUGGAAAUAACGAGGGUCGCUGACAGGCAAAUAAAUGUCCGGUCCACCGAGCCAAUGGCGCCUCCUGAUCUAUCAGCCGGCAACAUCUCAAAGAAGAAGGACGCUUUUCUUAGUCACCGCAGUGUUCUAGGUGAAGCAGAGGAGAUCCCACCAAUCUUUACGUGUCAAGCUGAGUACAUGGAUAACAAGCAACCAGUUGUCACCUUCAUCUUCAAGUACCGAUCCCGUUCACUCCUCGAAGCCGACGACAUCAUCCCUUACAUCCCAACCGAAGCAGGCGCCGCAGAAUUCAACCCCGCUACGCCCCAACCCCCCCGCAUCCCCCGCCGCCGCCUCCUCCUCCCCCAACGCUCUACAACCCCCAUAAAAAUCGACUCGGACGAGGACAUCACAAUCGACCUCACAGCAGAAACAGACUCGUUCACCGUCACACGCCGCAAACGUGAAGCUGGCUCCUCAUCCUCAUCCUCUGUCGUUGUCAAACGUGCCAAAACAGGGGAGGGGGGUGUGAUUGAUCUUGUGAAACAGGAGGGUGAAGGGGCAAGGGAGAAGGAGGAGAUGCGGGUGUUGAGAGAGCAGGUGCGGAGUUUGCAGGAGAGGUUGGGGAGACAGGGGGAGGCGAGUGGGAGUGGGAGUGGGAGUGGGAGUGUGGAUGGACCGGCUGGACCGGCUGCUCAAUCGUCUUCGACGGCGUAAAUCUUUUUCGCGCGGCGGUUCAACCUUGGGACAGGUUCGUUAUCAUGCGCCACGGCGGUUGCGACCUGCAUAUGGGCGUUCAUCAGCAGCUCUCAGCAUAUUAUUUCUCUUCACCACA